Messenger RNA from Anopheles gambiae (African malaria mosquito), 1828 nucleotides. RefSeq lists its product as uncharacterized. The record is from RefSeq and is a predicted model, not a curated record. NCBI's taxonomy places the organism in Eukaryota, Metazoa, Arthropoda, Insecta, Diptera, Culicidae. The transcript is spliced from 3 exons. The coding region runs from base 400 to 1038 and encodes 212 amino acids.
ACAUCGGUACGUGAUUGUGUAGGGGUGUCUGUGUGCAUUCCAUCACAUUGCCUGUUAGACAGACCAGAUAGACACAGCCAGUGGUGGUGUACAGCCUCAGCCAAGCAACAAAUAAGCCCAGUGCCCGUAAGCCUUCACCACUGCUACGGCUGCUGAUGGUGGUGUAUCAUAAUCUUGGUGCGAUCUUGGAUCUUCUUACGCGUCGCAACGUGCGCGAAUGAGUCAUCGACGACCGCAUCGCAUCAGUUUGUUUCGGUGAUCGCCAUCAUCAUUCGCCCAUUUGAUUUCACCUGAAGCCUUAGCCAUUGGUCCAGGAAGUGUUUGCAGUGAUCCGUUGUGAAGUGACAGUGCCCGUGUACAGUUCGUGUGUGCGUGCGUGUGUUAAGUAAAGGAAAAGCAAUGAGAUCCGGUUGCUCGAGCCCGAGAGAGAUGCUGCUGCUGCUUGCACUGGCCACCCUCGGGACCAUUCCGGCCACCCUGGGGUGUGAUUCUGCCUGCGAUCGGUACCAGUACUGUGACGAGAGCAACAAUAGCUGCCGCAACUGCAGCGUGCUGUGCGCGAAAGACGAGUACAGCUGCUUCCACAAGUGCCAAAAUUACCUGUUCAAGUCUCUCCGAGAGCGUACCACCGCCCUGGAAUCGGUCGUUGGCAUCUACAACACGGUGGCCUGUAUAGUGCUCGCGCUAGCCUGCGUCACAAUCGUGCUGCUGAGCUACCGGUACCGGGGCGCAAUACGCGAGUUUUGCCGCCUGCCACAGCUGAACAAGAAGGAACAGGGUCCCGUUGGGUACACGCACGAAAACCCGAACACCAAGAGCCCCAAAGCGGUGCCGAAGAAUGGGGCGAACGCGGCCAAACCACCGGCCUCCACCACCGUCAGCAUCUAUCCGGAAACGGAGGCGGACAAUUCGGUGCAGACGGGGACGACCUCGAUCAGCCACCGGUAUCCGGCGGAAGAUUCGACGGAAAGCUACUCGUACGAUAAUGCUGCCUGCAACGUGACGCCUACCAGCCAGAACCCGAUGCCGAAGUAUUGAGACCCUGUUGGGAGCGCAUCCUUCCAAGGGAUCGUGGCUACGCUUUCAUUUAAAUCUUCCAAGUUUCCUUUUCCUUAUGCAGUUCCGACCGGUGGAACUACUCUAGUCUAGCUUUGCGUGUCUUUGAAUGCAACGUGUACUUCAACGUGUUUGCUUCCUUUGUUUUCUAAAAGAUUUGUGCUGAAAAAGAAGAUAUUUUCAGUAGGAGUUCAUUAAAGGCCAUGCCUCUGAUCAGAUAUUACACUGUAAGUUAGCCGCUAGUUAAGAUAGGUGGAAAGAUUCCUUCUUUUAGAAUACGUUUAGAUCUUCAACGCAAGCACACACUACACGUGCCUGAAUAUGAACAAGUUACUUAAAAUGAUUGAUUUAUGUAGACGUUUAUACGCUAUUUUAAGUAUUUCUACUUACACAGACAGACCAUGAACGCUCUGUUUUCGAAUGGUCAAAUCACUCACCAGGAAGAAAGGAUCUUUUUCUCAAUAUCAGUAUUUGAAAACAUCACAAUUUUAUGUUUUUUAGAAUUUAUUUUCAUUCACUCUGUUCUAUCGUUUCAUCUUGUCACAUGCUUGUCCAUGGAAAUCGUUUGCCUUCUUGUUUUUUAAAGAGAAAAUCCGUCCUAUAUUGUAAUUGAUGCUAAGGCUUUCUCGGUUUAGCCUACUUAGACUAGUACACUAAGUGAUGAGUGAGUGUGUAUGGAUGUGUGUAUGUACCGCGAGAAAUUGCAUUAAAGUAUGUGUGUGUGUACGCGCGUCUCACAGCUUCGAUGCACAUAGCUGCUCGAGCCAAGAAA